GACGCUGAGCAAGGAUCGGAUAAAGACGCGUUCUGUGGCAUCUGCCAAAACUCCCGACCACUCCGUUCACAAUUGUCAACGGAGAGACAGUAGCCCGCAAACAGCCGACACCUGACAGGCAACAGAAGGGCUAAAGCAAGAGGCAACAUAAUACAUUUUGCCAUAAAAUGCUAAAACAGUCUUUUUUGGGAUAAAAACAGCAUUCAAAGAUAAGCGUCGUAUAGGCAGUAAAACAAGGACGAACGCGGGUGCUGAAGCUCAACUGCGACUAGGGAGGUGUUGACGGGAAUACUCAAAAGAUCAAAUUUGUCUGUGAUGAGAAUCGCCAUCCACCAGAGACCUAAGGCAGAGGAAGUGAUGUCAGGUCACCACAACCGCUUCGAGAGGGAGUACCGCGGGACGCCGUGGGAGAGGCGGGACAUCGUCCGUCCAGCCGGCCUCCUCAAUGGAGCAGGAGCCAAUAACAGCUGCUCCGCCACUGUCGGCAACGGAAACAACCGUCCGGGACUCCUCCCACUGCCCAUCAUCCCCUCCCUCCUGCCCACCCCGGUUAUGGUUGCUGUGACGACAUCGAGUGGUGGUGACAUGGUCGUCAAGCGUCAAGGAGGGGUCACGAUCACUACCGCUGGUUCUGCCAAGGUGUCAGGUGGGUCUCCAGGGGAGAGGGAGAGCCAGGCUCCAGGUCUGCUGUUAGCUCCAGGGGUGAAGUGGGGACAGAUGCCCAUCAACCAGCUCACACCCUGGGAGACGGAAGAACCCCCUGCCAAACAACAGCACAGAGACAGCGAACCCACAGGUCCUACGUGGGUACCUCCAGUAGCAGCAGUGACCCAAUCCAGUCUCCUCCCCCACUCCUACUCCCUCCAGCCCCCCUCCUUCAGCCACAGUGUCACUGUCCAGUCGCCCAUCAUCGGUGUGACCCCCUCCAUCCAAUCCCCCAUGCCCCCCCACCCCCACCCACUCAUGACAGCCCACUUCCAGCUACCCCCGCACACCACCUCCCACCAACCCCCCCCCAUGGUUCUCAACAUGUCCUCCCAGCCACCCUACCCCUCGGCCCAGCCCCCUGUCGCCUCCUUGCCCCUUUCCACCUCCUCAGGUUGUCUGGGCGGGACGCACCCCAACCAACACAACCACAAUUUGAUGGGGAACGGUCAUCUGACGCCUCACCCCCUCAUACAGCCCCCCGUCCUGCCUCUGACCAAUGGGCAGUUGGUGCCGCCUCUUCCGUCUACUCUAGUAGCCUAUCAGGACGAUCCUAGAGGGCCCAACGGGCUGCAGAUGCUGAGGACUGUGGGAAUGGGGAAGUACGAGUUCACAGACCCAGGACAUCCUAAAGAGAUGUUGAAGGAGUUGAACCAACAGCGCAGAACGAAAGAGUUUACAGACCUGAAAAUAAUUGUUGAAGGCAAAGAGUUUGAAGUCCACCAAAAUGUUCUAGCUUCCUGCAGCCUUUAUUUCAAGGACCUGGUGAAAAGGUCAUCUGGGGAGACCAGGAGUGGAGAAAAGCUAGAGCUGCAGAUGAGCAACAUUGGAGCUGACGUGUUGGAGCUGCUGCUGGAGUUUGUCUACACAGGUUCUCUGGUUAUAGACUCCGCUAACGCCAGGACACUGCUAGAGGCUGCCAACAAGUUCCAAUUCAACACCUUCUGCAAAGUCUGUGUGUCCUUCCUAGAGAAACAGCUAACAGUGGGGAACUGUCUAGGUGUGCUGGCCAUGGCUGAAGCUAUGAGAUGUACAGAGCUCCACAACAUGGCCAAAGCCUUCGCGCUGCAGAACUUCCCAGAGGUGGCGGGGCAGGAGGAGAUUCUGUGUGUGACUAAGGAGGACCUGGUGGCCUACCUGUCUAAUGACAGCCUCACCACCAAGGCUGAGGAACUGGUCUACGAGACCGCCAUCAAGUGGAUCAAACAAGACCCCACCGCCAGAGUUCAGCAUGUAUCAGAGUUGUUAGCGGUGGUGCGUCUUCCCUUCAUCCACCCGUCUUACCUGCUGAACGUUGUGGACAACGAGGACUUAAUAAAGACGUCGGAGGCGUGUCGCGACCUGGUCAACGAGGCCAAGAGAUAUCACAUGUUACCUCACGCCAGACAGGAGAUGCAGACUCCUAGGACACGACCACGGCUAUCUGCAGGUGUGGCGGAGGUGAUAGUGUUAAUAGGUGGUCGUCAGGCCAUCAGUAUGAACCAACGGUCUCUGACGGCGGUGACAUGUUUUAACCCUCAGAACAGUAAGUGGUUCCCGUUGGCCAGCCUGCCCUUCUACGACAGAGAGUUCUUCAGCGUCAUCUCAGCUGGGGACAACAUCUACCUGUCAGGUGGGACAGAGUCGGGUGUAAUGGUAGCUGACGUGUGGUGCUACAUGUCUCUAUUGGACAACUGGAACCUGAUGUCCCGUAUGACGGUGCCUCGCUGCAGACACAACAGUCUGGUCUACGAUGGGAAACUCUAUACCAUCGGAGGGCUGGGCGUGUCAGGAAACCUGGACCACGUAGAGAGGUACGACACCAUAACCAACCAGUGGGCGAUGGUGUCUCCGCUCCCCAAGCCGGUGCACUCUGCAGCAGCCACAGUGUGUGGGGGGAAGGUGUAUGUGUUUGGAGGGGUGAACGAGGCAGGCCGAUCUGCAGGAGUACUACAAUCAUACGUCCCUCAGGCCAACUCCUGGAGCUUCAUAGAGUCACCCAUGAUAGAUAAUAAGUAUGCCCCGGCGGUCACUCUGAACGGAUACAUCUUUAUUCUGGGAGGAGCCUACGCCCGGGCCACCACCAUCUAUGACCCAGACAAGGGAAACAUCAAAGCCGGACCUAAUAUGAACCACUCACGACAGUUCUGCAGUGCGGUGAUCCUGGAUGGUAAGAUCUACGCGACGGGGGGCAUCGUGAGCAGCGAGGGUCCUGCGCUGGGCAACAUGGAGACCUUUGACCCCCACACUAACAACUGGACGCUCCUCCAAUCGCUGCCCUGCCCUCUCUUCAGACACGGCUGUGUCGUCAUCAAGAAGUACAUCCAGAGUGGCUGAGACCGGUUUCGAAUUGGCUCAGGGAUGAAUGAGUUUCCCGAAAGCUAGCCAAUGUGGCAGUUUAAUUUCUCUUGACCAUCCAGACCCACGGCACUCGUAGAACAGCAAAGUGCUUCAUUUAGCUAAUUUCGUUCACUUCACCCACAGAACUGUCAAAUAUAGAUUUGACAAUUAUUGUUUAUUCUCUCUGCUGUGGAGCUGGGUUGUUUAGAGAAACAAAGUGCCACGUUAGCAAUGAAGCUUUUGGGAAACUCACCCCUGACCGGUUUGGUCUGGUUGGGACAGGACACUCUGUGCAGCUUUUGGGGUCAAUCUGUCAGCACUGCUGGACUGGACUAUCCAACUACAACACCCCCAGGACUUGAUGCCAGCAUUGUUGUCUUAACCCCAUCCCACCUCUCCAACCCCCCUGUGCAGAAUGUAGACGUCUUAUCUUGAACCACUCUGCCAUGUUAGGAACUGGUGCCUAAGCUACUGUAUGUAUUAUAAAGCGUAGCUUAAAGGGAUAUGUCUGGAUUUGGGGAUUUGGGCCCUUUAUCUACUUCCCCAGAGUCAGAUGAACUUGUGGAUACCAUUUUUAUGUUUCUGUGUUCAGUUUGAAGGAAUUUGGAGGCAGUUGCACUAAUGCUAGUUAACCAACUAGCUCUAACUUCCUUCAUACUCAACACAGAAACAUAAAAAUGGUAUCUACAAGUUCAUCUGACUCUGGGGAAGUAGAUAAAGGGCCUCACUGCCAAAAUCCCGAAGUAUCCCUUUAACCCUCUCAUUAUAUAGGCACAGGGCCACUCCAGGCUAAAGCUCCUUGGUUUGUAGUUCCCAGCUUCUUGCUAACUAGUCUUUGGUUUGAUACAUAGUUAUUUUAGUUCCGGCCCUUCUUUGUGUUCCUGACUCAAGUAUAUUAAAAGCCAUCCCAGUC
Coregonus clupeaformis (lake whitefish) is the source of this 3937-nucleotide messenger RNA. RefSeq names its product kelch-like protein 29. Lineage: Eukaryota; Metazoa; Chordata; Actinopteri; Salmoniformes; Salmonidae. The record is from RefSeq and is a predicted model, not a curated record. Gene Ontology annotation, molecular function: protein binding. Bases 316 to 3021 code for a protein of 901 amino acids. The transcript is spliced from 15 exons.